Messenger RNA from Carica papaya (papaya), 758 nucleotides. Lineage: Eukaryota; Viridiplantae; Streptophyta; Magnoliopsida; Brassicales; Caricaceae. The record is from RefSeq and is a predicted model, not a curated record.
GAUAGUUGUUAUAUACAGACGAGGACUUCCUGAGUCAAAGGAUAAGAGAGAAAUGCUAGCAUCACCAGCUUUCAUCUAAUCAUCUCACCACCACAUACCCUAGAGAAAGAACUUAAAAAGAGAAGUGGGAUUGGAAAAGUAGUCAGUCAACUGUGAAUCAAGCACACUGGAUAAUUGGAGGUAGAAGAAGACAAUGAAUUCAUUAGGUUUUGUUCAUUUUCUAUUGCUGUUAAUGGUUAGGGAAUGCCUCGCAAGAUCUCUGUUUUCACAGUCACUUCCAAGUAAAGUAGAUGACAGCCAUAGACGCCCCUUGCAGUUAUCUCGUCCUUAUAACAUUGCUCAUCGAGGUUCAAAUGGAGAGUUUCCUGAAGAAACUGCUGCUGCUUAUAUGAGAGCUAUUGAUGAGGGUGCAGAUUUCAUAGAAGCAGAUAUUCUUUCUUCGAAAGAUGGUGUUCUUAUAUGUUCUCAUGAUGUAGUACUAGACUAUAUAACAGACAUUGCAGACCAUGUGGAAUUUGCAAAUCGUAAAACAACCUAUGAGGUCCAAGGCUUCAAGAUCACUGGAUGGUUUACUGUUGAUUUUACACUGGAAGAACUCAAGUUACUAAGGGUAAAGCAACGAUAUGACUUUCGGGAUCAACAAUAUGAUGGACAAUUUCCGUUGAUAACAUUUGAAGAGUUCAUCUCAAUUGCGCUGGACGCAAAAAGGGUUGUUGGCAUUUAUCCCGAGAUUAGAUCCUGUUUUUGUCAAUCAGCAU